AUGGCCCGGAUAUCAAUUCCCGUCGCUUCGCGAUUAUCGUCGUCACUUCGCAUCAGUCCCUCGAACCCAGUCGUCACGCGCAUCCUCGGCCGCCUGUCGCGGCCGUCACUUCUGUCGCUGGUGCUCGACUGGCUGGCUGAUGGGAACCAGGCCCUGACCGGGCCGUAUCUGCGACAGCAGCCGGGCGAGGCCGACUACAACGACGACGAUGACGACUUCUACCCGCCAGCAGCCUCGCUGGAGGCACUGCGCGAACACUACAGCAACGUCCAGCUGCGCAAGGGAUCUAAGCGCGAGGUGCUCGACCGCGUUCUUGAGGGCGACUGGCGUCACGGCGUCAGCAUGUACCAGCUGGCCAUGGCCGACGUCCAGUAUCUCUACGACCAUCCGACGAGCCAGAAAUGGACGGCUUUUCGGAUCGUGCCCAUGAAGCCGCAGCUGCCGGAUGUCGACGACGGCAGCGACAGCGCCACAGCUGCUGCAGCCUCAGCCAUCGUCGACACAGAAGCGCUGGUCGUGCCGCGCUUCCACCCGUCAACCUUUUUGCGCAACCUCCAGGCCCAGAUCCUGCCGGACGUCAAGGUGCACUACAAUUUUGAUCGCCACAAGCACCUGCCGCUGCUUCUUCUCCGCAUAUUCAUCCUCGAUUCCCCCUACAAUACCGCGCGGGCCGUCGUCGAUGGAGGCACCUCCGCCGCCAGCCUUGCCACCGUUGAAGCCUCCCGGACCGUCUACGUCGCCUUUCCCGACGCGUCUCCCUUUGUCUACCUGUCGAGCUCACAGACCAGCGAGCAGCAGACAGGACCCGGUGCCGGCGUCGGUGCUGCGGCGCCUCCCCCCACGGCCCGCGAAACAAGGGGCCUGCGCAACCUAGUCGUCGAGGCCAUCCCCAAGGCACUGUCCCGGCCCCAGGAGCGCUAUGGCUUCCGGCCCACCAGCAUGGUCACGCGGAACCUGAGCGAGAUGCUGCACCGACGCGGUGCCGGUCGCACCAAUACGGCUGGCGGAGGAUGGGCCAUCUAUGCCGAUGAGAAGACCAUCGAGUCGCCUCUCAGCACGGUGCUUCCAACACCGCCCCUGUCGGAAGUGGACGACGACAAGACCAAGGAGGGCGAGAGGGAGAAGCGCAGGCGGACGCUGUCUCCAGGUGCAGAGCGAGAGCGACGGCUGGCCAAGCGGAGAAGGCUUGUGGCAGAAGCGCGGUUCGGCCCCACGGCCAGGAUGGACGAUGGCCUAGGCGUCGAGCGGGUGGAUAUCGUGAUACAGGACCCCUUUCCAGGCGAUGUGCCCGGAGAACAGGAAGAUGUGGAACGGCCGACAGCGACGAUGGGGCCGAUCGACCAUGGAAGACCGAAAGGAGGCGGUGGUGGUGGCCGUCGCAGUCAGAUCGGCGCAGUCUUGGCUCGCGAGAUCGAAGUGCAGGAUGACGAGGACAUGGCACGAGGUGCAGACGAAGCCGGCCCGGAGUCGAGCAAUGUCUGGCGCCCACAGGUAGCCUUUACCUUUCACGGGUCCCAUGUCUUUGCCGGCAUACGACAGCUGGUCGAGGCCGGCGUGAUUGACGGAACGAAGAUGCCGGGAUGGAUGACGGGAGAAGAAGGCGUCACCGUGGGCGCCAUACGUCACGGCCGCAUCCGAGGCCACAAAGGAUCCGGCAUGCUAUGA
Messenger RNA from Grosmannia clavigera kw1407, 1665 nucleotides. RefSeq names its product chl4. Lineage: Eukaryota; Fungi; Ascomycota; Sordariomycetes; Ophiostomatales; Ophiostomataceae. The record is from RefSeq and is a predicted model, not a curated record. The coding region runs from base 1 to 1665 and encodes 554 amino acids. The transcript has a single exon. Gene Ontology annotation, biological process: CENP-A containing chromatin assembly; chromosome segregation.